Molecule: messenger RNA, 1703 nt
Organism: Rhinichthys klamathensis goyatoka
Lineage: Eukaryota; Metazoa; Chordata; Actinopteri; Cypriniformes; Leuciscidae
Gene: phyhip
Product: phytanoyl-CoA hydroxylase-interacting protein
Exons: 7
Coding region: 125-1312 (395 amino acids)
Cellular component (GO): cytoplasm
Molecular function (GO): protein binding
Source: RefSeq, a predicted model, not a curated record
UAUUAUAUCACUUUUAUGGUUCAGUGAUGCUGCACUUUCUCAUGGCUGUAUCCCUUUGGCAUACAGCUGUAGAAGACCCACACCCAUAGAGAGAGAGAGAGAGAGAGAGAGAGAGAGACGAUAAAUGAAAGUGAGCAAGCGGGGGCAAACGAGAAUCCCCUCGCACUCAGUUUUCAUCCUCGUUUUAGGAUCUGGCAGCAGCGAAAGAGAGGAGAGGAGAAGACGAAGAAUCAAAGCCACGUUUAUUCACUCAGCCUCUGUUUGCCAACGCUUCCCUUCAUCAUCACAGCGCCUGCUCAACACAGAGGUGAUGGCUGAGGCGGAUCUCCUCUCCACACCCCAUGAUAUAGAGAUCAGCGAGGUGAGCUGUGACUCGUUCCGGAUCACCUGGGAAACGGCCGCCGAGGACACGUCCCGACUGACGCAUUACUUCAUCGACCUGAGCCGUAAGGAAGGCAGCGAGCCCAACCGCUUCAAGCACAGGGAUGUUCCCACCAAGCUAGUGGCUAAAGCAGGGCCUUUGCCGAUGUCUGUGAGAGGCCACUGGUUCCUGAGCCCUCGGACGGAGUAUUGUGUGGCAGUGCAGACCGCCAUCAGACAGCCUGACGGAGACUAUCAAGUGUCUGAGUGGAGCCAAGUGGUGGAGUUCUGCACCGGGGAUUAUGCCAUGGAUCAUCUCCAGCAGCUGUUAGAUAAAGCUCAGGCCGCUGCCGGGAGGCCGCUCAGGUUCUCCGUGUUUUACCGCAAUCAGAGUCCUGAAUACUUCCAGUACGUGAGAUCAGAGUGUGGAGGAGCAAUGCUCCCAUCUUUCAAAGACAACAGUGGAAGUCACGGCUCGCCGAUCAACGGGAAGCUACGCGGCGUCUUCCUCAGCUGCAACACCGAGUUCGACACCGGCCUCCCUCCGAAAGACUCCCCGUACGGGCCUCUGCGCUUCCAGAUCUCUGCCGAACGUCUCCUCAACCCGAGCACAAACCUCUACUUCGCUGACUUCUACUGCAUGUACACAGCGUAUCACUAUGUGGUGCUGGUGCUGGCCCCUGCUGGAUCGGAGGGGGACGACUUCUGCAAGACCCGGCUUCCACAGCUGGACCUUACAGCCAAUCCCUUCCUGACGUACACGGCCGGAGACGUUCCCGUGUUCAGUCACGCCAGCGAUGUGAUUCUGGAGGUGUUGUUCACAGAGCCUUUGCUUCUGGAGAACGGGAUCCUGGCUCAGAUCAGUGGCCGUCCGCAACUCAUGAGCCUCUCCACUGCCAACGCCAAAAAAGACCCGAGCUGUAAGGUGUGCAAUAUCAGCGUGGGACGCUGAACUGCACUGUGAAGAAAUAUUGUUGGUUUAACUUAAAAAAUGUGUGAAAGCAUGCUGUCAUUUAAAGUGCAACCGGAAAAAAAAUGGACCAUCACUUGCUGUGAUUUGGAAAUGGACGUUAUCAUCAGAAGCCGAACAAACAUUCACACAGUGGGAUUUGUUUUCGGAACAUGCCAAAGGUUUUCACAAAAAGAGGAAAGAAUAAAUAGUGAGAACUGAAUGAGAUCUGAUAGACUCGCCACUUGUUAUGAAACAAACCAAGCCAUGAGGCCUGUGAGUCAACGAUUCAGAGCUUAAAGGGACAGUCCACCUAAAAAUGUUUCAUCUUUUACUCAUCAUCAUGUCUUUUAAUGAAAGUCUUCUGAAGCCAUAUGAUAACUUGUAUGAGUCA